Molecule: messenger RNA, 672 nt
Organism: Parascedosporium putredinis
Lineage: Eukaryota; Fungi; Ascomycota; Sordariomycetes; Microascales; Microascaceae
Source: the annotation of a GenBank genome assembly
AUGAAGGCUUCUCCUCUCACCCUCGCCAUUGCCGGCAUGGCCAGCAUCGCCGCUGCCCAGAACUACAUCCCCAACUGCGCCGUUCCCCUCCUCGACACCACCAUCAACCAGUGGGUCAAGGACUGCACUGACAUCAACGUCUACUUCUGUUUCUGCAAGGACCGCGUUGCCCAGUGGUACCUGACCCAGAACGCGCCCACCAUCUGCCCCAACGACGUUGACUCCGAGGCUGCCAUCACCUUCAUGGGUACCCUUUGCAAGGAAAUCGGCUUCCCCGUCGAGUUCCCCAUCCCUGAGCCCGAGACCCCCACCACCCAGGAGCCCGAGCCCACCCCUGAGCCCACCGAGGACCCCGAGCCCACCGCCGAGCCCACCGAGGAUCCUGAGCCCACUGCCGAGCCCACCGAGGACCCUGAGCCUACCGAGACCCCGGACCUACCGACCUCCCCACCACCAUCGUUACCGCCACCCGCGACAGCACCACCACCGUCAGCUGCACUCCUACCGCCUCCGGCACCGAGGGUUACCCCUACCGGCACCGCCAAGGUUCCCGUCGGCACUGGUGGCGUUCCCGUUCCCUCUACCCCCGUCCUCGUCAACAUGGGUAUGACCAACUCCCCCAGCGCCCUCAUCCUCGCCGGUGUCGUCGCUGCCGUCGCUGGUCUCUUCUAA